Messenger RNA from Rosa chinensis, 1440 nucleotides. Its product is annotated as E3 ubiquitin-protein ligase RZFP34. Gene Ontology annotation, molecular function: zinc ion binding; ubiquitin protein ligase activity. The transcript has 13 exons. Gene Ontology annotation, biological process: protein ubiquitination; ubiquitin-dependent protein catabolic process. Gene Ontology annotation, cellular component: nucleus. The record is from RefSeq and is a predicted model, not a curated record. The coding region runs from base 182 to 1063 and encodes 293 amino acids. Lineage: Eukaryota; Viridiplantae; Streptophyta; Magnoliopsida; Rosales; Rosaceae.
GGGGAUUAGAUUACACUAAUGUCGACCGGCCAAAGCUGGCGUGGCGCCUCGCCAACAGUUUCAUAUAAAAAAAGGGGAAGAAGGAAACCAUCGAAUUUAUUUAAUAUAUCAGCUUCUGAGGGCUUUCCACUCUCUCUCUCUCUCUCUUUCUCUUUCUGGUAAUAGGUGGGUUUUGGAGGAAAUGGAGGGCGGAUUUUUGGAGACCCAAGUGACUGUUGGGAAGGAACAUUCUUGUGUGGAUGAACAGUCUGUCAGGGAGAAGGGACCUGGGGAAUUUGGGUGCAUGCAUUACAGACGGGGAUGCAAGAUCAGAGCACCUUGUUGUGAUGAGAUUUUCGACUGCAGGCAUUGCCAUAACGAAGCCAAGAAUGCUUUGGAAGUUGAACCAGUUGAUCGCCAUGAUAUUCCUCGCCAUGAUCUGAAAAGGGUCAUCUGUUCAUUGUGCAACACAGAACAAGAUGUUCAACAGCACUGUAGCCAAUGUGGGGUUUGCAUGGGAAACUACUUUUGCCCCAAAUGCAAGUUUUUUGAUGAUGACGUUUCGAAAAAGCAGUAUCAUUGUGAUCAAUGCGGCAUCUGCAGAACCGGGGGUGCGGAGAACUUUUUCCACUGUGACAGAUGUGGGUGCUGUUACUCAACAGUGCUGAAGGAUUCACACAAUUGUGUGGAAAAAGCAAUGCAUCACAAUUGCCCUGUGUGCUUUGAGUUUCUUUUUGAUACGACAGCAGACAUUACUGUCUUACCAUGUGGGCACACUAUACAUUUGGAAUGUGUGAAAGAGAUGGAGCGGCAUUUUCAGUAUUCUUGCCCAGUUUGCUCAAAAUCGUACUGUGAUAUGUCACGUGUGUGGGAAAAACUGGACCACGAGAUUGAUGCGACUCCAAUGCCUCCGAUGUAUCAGAAUAAGUUGGUCUGGAUCCUCUGCAAUGAUUGUGGACAAACGUCAGAGGUAAAUUUUCACAUUGUGGCACUCAAAUGCCUCAAAUGCAAAUCCUACAAUACGAGGCAGACACAAAGAGGGCCAGCAUCAUGCUCAUCAAGGGUUUCAGAGAUGGUGAGAUGAAUGACGUGCAGGUCAUUACCUUACACUGUUUUAGGUUCUAAGUCGGGUUGGUCACAAUCACAAAAGGCAGCUUUUAGUUCUGGGUCAGGUUGGAGUCUUAGUUAGUGCUUGUCCCUUAUUCAUUGCCUGCUAGUUUCUCUGUAGGUUCACUGGUUAGAUAUUUGCUCGUAUUUGAGCAAAUUUCUAGAUGCCAGUGGAAAGGGACAAGGGUUGCUUUUUGUAGUGUGAGAAUAAAUCGUAUGACGCUUUAUCAUAAAUGGAGUAUGUUCCAUUAUAUCACAUGUGCCAUCAUUAUAAUCCAUUUUUGAUCCAAAUAUGAAUAUAGGUUUGCAACUGAUACUAGAGAUUGAAAAGAUUGAGAUUUGAAAGGGGCCAAA